AUGAUCAUAUUUCUCUCCCUACUCAGCUUCGCCUUCCCGGCCAAAGCUGCUAUCAUCUCGUCGGGCCCGAAGCUACUUAGGAGACAGGACAUCUCGACAUCUUCGAAGUAUACGUACGAAACACUUGGUUAUUCAUCGGUGGGCGAGAGCGACGGAUCGACUAUCUGGGCGCCGUUCGAUUACGAUGCCAGGGUAUAUUACACGAUAUCAUCAGGGAAUUACUUUGCAUGGUGUACCUUCGACUUGGACUAUUCCACCAGAACCGACGGAACCCUGGUUUCUUAUGAAACUUUCACAAGGUCACGUACCGAUUGCCCAAUGUUUACAAGCUGCGACUUGGGCGUCGAGGUAGGAGAAUCGACCACUUACCAAUGUGCUGGCGGUGGGUCUAUGUGCGGCACAAGACUCUUCUACAGUUCGUACGGCGCCUCAGAAGCAAAAACGGAUAUUGUCUGCCUUACUUCUACCCCUGGCGCCCCGCUCGUUACGUCGGUGUUCAAGGAGAGGCCACCAAACAUAGUCCCCGACAUCAGCGCUUCAGUCACAACAACCCCAUCCUCGUCGCCCAGCCCCCUCACACCCGGAUCGACCCCGAUUGAACCUACGCCAUCCUCCACUUCCACGCCAGCAUCGGACCCUUCUAAGCCCAACAAUGCCGGUAUCAUCGCUGGCUCUGUGGUAGGCGGCGUAGCCGUUCUCGCCCUUGCAUCCGUCGCGACACUCUGGGUCCUGAAGCGUAAUCGGAGCUCCGCAACGUACUAUGGCGGCCACUAUCAGCCUGAGAAGGUGAAUGAUGUACCGGAGUAUAACCCACAUGCUAGUAGUGUAGCUUAUUCAGGCGUCACGGGAACUGGUGGGAGCCCACAUAUGGGGGUGCAUUCGCCGGCGGAGAUGUAUGCGGGCAGACUUGAGAGGGCGGAGUUGAGUGGCGUUAGGAGUCCGGUUCAGUUAUGA
Molecule: messenger RNA, 954 nt
Organism: Trematosphaeria pertusa
Lineage: Eukaryota; Fungi; Ascomycota; Dothideomycetes; Pleosporales; Trematosphaeriaceae
Exons: 4
Coding region: 1-954 (317 amino acids)
Source: RefSeq, a predicted model, not a curated record